Messenger RNA from Brassica oleracea var. oleracea, 1420 nucleotides. RefSeq names its product NAC domain-containing protein 92. The record is from RefSeq and is a predicted model, not a curated record. Gene Ontology annotation, molecular function: DNA binding. Bases 205 to 1239 code for a protein of 344 amino acids. Gene Ontology annotation, biological process: regulation of DNA-templated transcription. Lineage: Eukaryota; Viridiplantae; Streptophyta; Magnoliopsida; Brassicales; Brassicaceae. The transcript has 3 exons.
CUCCUCAAAAUUCUCCAACCUUUGCUUCUUCUUCCAUCUUUCUUCAACGACUUUCCUUCUUCUUUAACGCCGACGUGUGUCUGCAAUAAAACACAUAUAUUCCUCGAUCGAUCUCCCUUUCCUCAGAACGUUUACUAAUUUGUUAAUUUUCAAGAAUUUCCUAAAUUAUCUUUAUCUUUCUUGUUUAAACAUACAUAUAUAGAGAUGGUGGAAGAAGUAGGUGCAUUUGUGAACCAAGGAGGAGAUAAUGAGGUGGUGGAUUUGCCUCCGGGGUUUCGGUUUCAUCCAACUGAUGAAGAGAUCAUAACUCACUACCUUAAAGAGAAAGUCUUCAACGUCCAGUUCACCUCGGCUGCAAUUGGUCAAGCCGACCUUAACAAGAACGAGCCUUGGGAUCUACCAAAAAUUGCAAAGAUGGGAGAGAAGGAGUUUUACUUUUUUUGCCAGCGGGAUAGGAAGUACCCGACCGGCAUGAGGACGAACCGUGCAACCCUGUCCGGUUACUGGAAGGCAACCGGGAAGGACAAGGAGAUCUUUAGGGGCAAAGCUUGUAUUGUUGGGAUGAAGAAAACACUUGUGUUCUAUAGAGGAAGAGCUCCGAAAGGUGAAAAGACCAAUUGGGUUAUGCAUGAGUAUCGUCUUGAUGGCAUAUAUUCUUAUCACAAUCUCCCUAAAUCUUCAAGGGAUGAAUGGGUGGUGUGUAGGGUUUUCCACAAGAACGCUCCUCCUCUCACUAUUACUACUACUACUACUACAAAUCAACUCAUAAGGAUUGAAUCUCUUGACAACAUUGAUCAUCUCUUAGACGUCUCUUCUCUCCCUCCUCUCAUCGAUCCCGGUUUCUUGGGUCAACCCGGUCCAAGCUUCUCAGGUGCCGGCCAACGACAAGACCUCAAGCACAUCCUCCAUUACCCUACAACCGCGGCGGUCGACAACACUUACCUCCCUGAACAAAUCGUCAAUUACCCUUACCACUCGGUCCCAAAUCCUGGAUCUGGUUCGGGUUACGGGACUGGCUCGGGAAAUAAUAGUAACCGUAUGAUCAAGUUGGAGCGUUCUCUUGUGAGUGUGUCUCAAGAAACCGGUUUAAGUUCCGACGUGAACACAACCGCGACGCCAGAGACAUCUUCGUAUCUAAUGAUGGGGUCUUCGGUGGCCAAUGCGGCAAUGAUGGAUGGUAACAACACGUCGUAUGAUGAUGACUUGGGGAUCUUUUGGGACGACUACAAACUAAUUUGAAGGUUAUUAUUAAUUCUGAAUCUGUUAGAGUGGCAAUUGUUUAGUGAUUUUAUUCAGGUAAUUAAUUUGUCUAUAUAUUGUAAGUUUAUUAGGUUUUCCUAGGCAAUUAACUUUUAGGUAAAUGAUGUUUUUACUUAGUUUGUAGUUUGGGUGAAAAAGACUUUGUAACUUUUUUAGGCUA